AUGUACCAAUUUUUGAGCUGGAAAAAAGUUAUCGCAACAUCAUCUGCCUUAGGAAGUGCCAUAUUUUUAUAUUCUUAUCUCGAUACCAUACAACGAAUUACAAUUUCACCUGAUAAAUUUGUCCCUUUAGAUAUCAUCAAAGUUUCACCUGUCAACCAUAAUACAAACAUUUAUCGUUUAAAAUUACCAAGAUCACUUAAAGAACCCUUACCAGUUGUUUCAUUUUUUCAUAUUAAAGAUGAUUCAAUUCAGAUUUUGCGUGAAUAUACUCCUAUUUCUUCUUCCUAUGAAAAGAAUCACAUUGAUUUUUUGAUUAAAAGGUAUGACCACGGAUAUUUGUCACGAUAUAUUUAUUCCAAGAACGUGGGUGAACACUUGGAAGUUAGAGGUCCAUUUGUUACCUUCCCUUAUUUCGCUAACAUGAAAAAAUAUAUUGGAAUGAUUUGUGGAGGCACAGGGAUAACCCCAAUGUAUCAAAUUAUAAAUCAAAUACUGAACAACCCGGCAGAUCAAACAAAAAUAUAUUUGAUUUAUGCAAAUGUUACCAAACAAGAUAUUCUUCUUUACCAAGAAUUAGAACAAUUGACAAAAAAUCAUCCUGAUCAAUUAAAAAUAUAUUAUACUUUAGAAUAUCCACCCAAAGAUGAAUUAUGGACUCAAGGCAUUGGUUAUAUAUCAAAGAAUAUGGUACAAAAUCAUAUUCCUGGACCUCAAAAUGAUAUUCUUAUUCUUGUUUGUGGACCUGAUGGGAUGAUCAAAUAUGUGAGUGGUGAGAAGACAAGAAAUUUAUCACAAGGACCUAUUGGUGGAUUAUUGAAAAAUAUUAAUUAUUCUCAAAAACAA
Molecule: messenger RNA, 843 nt
Organism: Diversispora eburnea
Lineage: Eukaryota; Fungi; Glomeromycota; Glomeromycetes; Diversisporales; Diversisporaceae
Source: the annotation of a GenBank genome assembly